CCGUUUCUGAAAAACACAAGUACACAACUCAAGCUGAUUUGAUCCCUCAAUCCCCCUCCCUCCUGUUGCCUGCACCUUGCUAUCCCGGCGGAGGACGGUGCUGCAUAGACCAUAACCACCACCAAACAAAACCUAACCAAGCUAUAGCUAAUAAGCACCAACGAAGGUCACCGUCUCCACUGCUUCUCCAAGGAGCAACAUAGUCAUGUCUUCGUUUUGGGUGAAGGAAGUUUCUCAGAGCACAUUGAAAGUUUUACAGAAGUAGGGGGAUUUCUUAACAAAGAAAAGAGUCGAAGGUUCAGAUUUCUCAAAUAAUUUUCUGCGCUAGAAGAAAUGUUUACAAAUAAUCUGAGGCAGGAAGAACGAACUGGAAAAUAUGGAACUCCAAGACUCCAAUACCUUCAGGAAUUAGUGAGCCAGUUUCAGAGUGCAACAGAUGAAGAAACCAAAGAGAGAAUUGUUGCUAACUUGGCAAACUUUGCUUAUGAUCCUUACAAUUAUGCAUUCUUACGCCAGCUCAAUGUUUUGGAACUCUUCUUAGAUUGCAUAACAGAGCCAAAUGAGAAGCUUGUAGAAUUUGGGAUUGGGGGUCUAUGCAAUUCUUGUGCCGAUCCAUCAAAUGGUGCAGUGAUCACUCAAUGUGGUGGUAUACCCCUUAUAAUCCAAUGUUUAUCAAGCCCAGUUAGAAACACAGUUAAUUAUGCUAUUGCUGCUCUUUACUAUCUUUGUGACUCAUCUAACAAGGAAGAGAUUCUAAAGCCAGAAGUUAUAGAUGUCAUCAAGAGCUUCUGCAGCACUCGAUAUCUGCAUGUCGUAGUCCUUCAAAAGCUUCUUUGUAUAGGACAUCAAAGUAGCAAUAAUGGAAGUAUGGAAAGAAGAUAUUGGAAAGAAGAUAUUGGCACUUUGUAUUGUACCAACUGGUGGAGAGCAAGCGUGGCUCAGGGACUCAUGCUUGAGGAGCAGGACCGCAGGAGGGUCCAUAAAAUCAAAAUGCACCAGAUCGUCAAUUCCAAGGGUCUCUGUGUUAGACCUGUACUUGCAAAGUUUGAUCUCAAGAUGAAAUCACUGAGGCUUCUGUGUGUAGAAAAUCUCCCCUGGAUGUGUGGCAUACCAGGAACCCUCAUCCUCAUCAGAGCUGCAUCAUUAAAAUAACCCUGAAACUUCUCUGCCUGUAGUGUGGCACUUGUAACAACUAGUUUGAUCUAUUUCUUAGAACUUCUUUAAGAAUCCCAAACGGCAAAUCUGUUGCUAGACUUCUUUCAUCAGUUUAAUAUUUCAGCACUGUUGUCUUA
Molecule: messenger RNA, 1292 nt
Organism: Hevea brasiliensis (rubber tree)
Lineage: Eukaryota; Viridiplantae; Streptophyta; Magnoliopsida; Malpighiales; Euphorbiaceae
Exons: 8
Coding region: 334-1152 (272 amino acids)
Molecular function (GO): protein binding
Source: RefSeq, a predicted model, not a curated record